Condylostylus longicornis is the source of this 3179-nucleotide messenger RNA. Its product is annotated as leucine-rich repeat neuronal protein 3. NCBI's taxonomy places the organism in Eukaryota, Metazoa, Arthropoda, Insecta, Diptera, Dolichopodidae. The coding region runs from base 217 to 2946 and encodes 909 amino acids. The record is from RefSeq and is a predicted model, not a curated record. Gene Ontology annotation, molecular function: protein binding. The transcript has 7 exons.
UUUGACAAAUUGAAACUAAAAGUACUCCUGCAGCAACGAAGCCAAGAAAUCUCAAUUUUUCAUCGUAAUUUUUAAUAAUAUGGCAAAUUAGUAACAAUUUCAGAACAAAUGAUAAAAAUUUGGUUACAAAAACUUAUGAUUAACAAAAUCCUUCGCUGUAAAUAACAAAUAACAGAUAUCUGUUUAUUGUUUUUACUAGCAAAAAUACAGAUAAUAAUGAAAAAUCAAAUGGAAAAAGUAGUAUUCGUAUUACUUCACAUUUUUAUCGCAGCAAUAGGAAGUCAAUUAAAUGAAAAUUGUAAAGUGAACAUAGUAAAAAGAUCGCCAAAAGAUCUGAACAAUGACGCCCAAUACUUUGAAUUAUUUUGUGAAAAAGUAUCAUAUGUUCGGUUAGAAAGUAGCCUCAUUGAUAAUAUAGAACAAUUGAGCUGGAUAAAAAGCGAAGUCAAUGACGUAAUUUUAGGAAGACUACUCAAAAAACAUGGGACGGCUUUACAUCAUAUUGAAGUUUUAGAUUUCAGCGGUAAUAUCAUCGAAAAUAUUGAUUUUGAAAUUUUCAAAGAUAAUCAUAUGCUUAAAACAUUGAAACUAAAUCAAAAUCUGAUUAAGAACAUAAAUUUAUAUGAUUUAAAUAAUUUGCAAGAAUUAUAUUUAGAUAAUAACAACAUACAAACAUUCAAUAUAAAUAAUGAAACAUUAACGCAUAAGCUAUCAAGAAAUCUAAAGGUUUUACACAUUUCUAAUAAUGAUAUAUAUAACAUAUCAGAUAUCAAUAUGUUUAUGAAUUUUAAAGUCUUGGAAGAACUGAAUAUUGCAGGGAAUAAAAUAUAUAAUGUUCCUUAUAAACUUUUAUACGAACUGAGAGAUCUUAAAUGUUUAAAUUUAUCAUCUAAUUUUAUAAAAACAUUUAAUAAUAAUAAUGAUAAUAUACUAGCACAUAUAAGUUUACAAACUCUAAUUUUAAAUAAUAAUAAGAUUGAAAAAGUGGAAAUAAAUUCUUUUAAUAAAUUUGAACAUUUACAAAAAUUAGAUAUUUCUUACAAUGAAAUAUAUGUGAUUGAAGAGAAUUCCUUUGAUAAUUUAUAUAAUUUAAAAUCACUAAAUUUGCGUGGCAACAAAAUUUCUUUAAUACCUUCAGAAUUAUUUACUAACUUGAAACUAUUAGAAAAGCUAGAUAUAAGUGAAAAUAAUGUUAUAAUUAUUCCAAAUGGAUUGUUCCGGCAUCAAUAUAAUAUGCAAUCUUUGUUUAUUGAGAAUACAAACUUGAACUAUAUCGGCAAUUUUAUAUCUGAGAAACAUAAUGAAAUUAAUACAUCUGUAUUGAAAAACCUAAAAAUAUUAAAAAUCACUAAUAAUAGAAAUCUUAUCACGAUGCCCGACACCUUAUAUAAGAAUUGUGAAAAUCUUUUACAGUUGAAUAUUUCACAUAACGCUUUAGAACACAUCCCAUCACAAAUUGGAAAUCUUAAAUUCAUAGAAAAAAUUGAUAUUAGCAACAAUAAAAUAAAAUACCUUCCAAAUACUUUAAUGGAUUUACAAAAUAUGAAGGAAUUUAACAUGAUAAAUAAUAAUUUUGUUUGUGAUUGCCAUAUGUACUGGAUACUGAAUUGGACAAAUCAAUUAAAUUUGUCUAUUGAGGGUUCCAAAGAACAUGAGAGCAAAACAAUGUGGCAAAUAAAAAUGUCUACCUGUAAUGAAGGAGAAACAUUUUCAGAAUCAAGAAAUCAAUCAGGAAAUAUGUUGGCCGUACUAAAAAAUAUGUCAUGCAUUAAACCAGUGGUUUUGCGAUAUUCAGAGAGUACAAUGCAUUUCUUAGAUUCAAAUACUUCUUUUGAGUGUCAAUUUUUUGGUAGUCCAGAACCUAAAAUAAGUUGGCGUACUCCUACAAAUGAAAUUCUACAGUUUGAUGAAUAUAACAUUUACAAUAAAUUGCAAAUUGGAAAUACACACAUCAAAUUAAUAGAACCAGGAAAACUUAGCAUUAGUAAUAUAUAUAGAAAUGAUAGCGGCCUUUAUACAUGUUUUGCUGAGAAUAUAAUGGGAAACUCUUCAGCUUACAUAAGAUUAUUUAUCAAUCCAAUAUGGUUUUAUGAAGUCAAAAUCUGGAGUAUUAUUACUGGAUUCGUAUCGGCUUUCGGUUUCCUUUUUAUAACUAUCCUAGCUCAUGCUAUUAAGAAAAUAGUUUAUAAGUAUUGUUAUCCUAAAAAAGCUGAGGAUUCAGAUCCAGAGUUACCCAAAGGGAAACAGGUUUAUUCCCUUUUAGACAAUAUAGAACAUUAUAAAAGUCAACAGUUGGAAAAAUUAAAGGAAAAUUAUAAACAACAAGUGUGUAAAAUUAGAGAAAAUUGUAAUCAACAAGUUGAGUGGAUACACAGCCAAUAUAAUACACAAACAAAAAAUAUCAAGGAAAUAAAAAAUAUAGGACAACACCAUUUGGUAUUUAUAAGAGGGCAAUAUUAUGAUCAGAUUAAAAGAGUUAGAGAAUAUACCACUGGUCAAUUGAAUUGGGUUCAGGAAAACUAUAUAUUUCAAAGAAAUAAAAUACGGAAAUUCAGUUCUCAUCAUAUAUUGCGUUUGCGAGAAAGUUAUAGAUAUCAGCAACAAACACUAAAUAAAGUUCUAGAAAAUCUACCAACAUUUUAUUUUGAAAAUUGUAGGGGAAGAUGUGAUGAGUAUUUAGAUGUUGAUUUUGAGGUGUAUAUGAAAUCAUGUAUGAAUGCUGGAAGUCAAGAAGGUGAAAGUAGUUUAAUUGAUGACGAAGAAAAUUUACAAAAUAUUUCCUCAAAAAGUUCAAUAUGCAGUCGCCCAUCAAUAUAUUAUACACCAGUGUAUGAAUCUCGUAGUGAUUAUUUGGGAUCGCCAAUACAUAAAAGUUAUCUUACAAGGAAAAAUGCUCAAAGCGACAGUAACUUAAGUAAUUAUGAUGAACAUUCUACUGAUAAAUGAUAUAAUUAAAAUUUCAAAAAAUAAGUUUUUAAUUUAGUGAAUUAUUAUGAUGUAAAAAAAAAAUUAAGAAAAAAAGUUUAUAUAUUAAUUUGAAAAUGAAAAAAGCAAAAAAAAAACAUAAAAUAUUUGUAUAUAAAAUGAGGAAAUAUGGUUGAAUUUUAGAAAAUUGUUAGUUAUAAAAUUUAUAAAUAAAAUAAAGACUGUUGAAAAUAUGUGUAUAUAUAUUAUGCAUG